AUGCCAGACCGCUGCCUACACCUUUGCUUCUGUGCUGAUCCUGCCUUGCUUCCCAGCGCAUUUCCUCCUCAUCCCUCCUCCCUCGCCGAUCUGGUGUCGGGGAUCAUGGAGCUCUCCUUCCCUCCUGCCCAUAACGAUUGUCUCGGUGAUGCCACUCCUCCUCCCAUCUCCCUCUCUGUCCUUGCUGCAGAUCACGUUCUGGCGAGCGGUGCCCGCCUCCAUAUCUCUCUUCACGCUGCGGACGCUGAUCCAGCGAGCGAUGCUCGCCUCCCCAACUCACACCCCGUUCUUGGUGCCGAUCUGGAGAACUUGACUCGCCUCCCCACUUCCUCUCAUGAUGUUUGCGCAGAUCCGGCGAGCGGGGCCCACUUCCCCGCCUCCCGUCCUGGUGGCGAUACGAAUCUGGCGAACGCGACUCGCUUCCAUGCCUUCCCUCAUGGCGCUGGCGCCGAUCCGGCGAACGUGACCCAUUUCCCCGCGCUCCGCGAUGCUGCUGACGCGGAUCCGGCGAGCGCGACUCGCCUCCCCGCCUCCCGCUGCGAUUCCUCCACGGAUCUGGCGAGCGCGACCCGCCUCCCCGCCUCCCGCUGCGAUUCCUCCAUGGAUCUGGCGAACGCGAUCCGCCUUCCCGUCUCCCGCUGUGAUACCUCCCCAGUUCCGGCGAACACGACCCGCUUCCCCGUCUCCCGUCACGUUGCUGACGUGGCCCAGGCGAACGCGACCCGCCUCCCCGCCUUUCGUCAUGAUGCGGGCGCAGAUCUGGCGCGCUUGGACCGCUUCCCCGCUUUCUGUCAUUCUGCGGGCGCAGAUCUGGCGCGCGCGUUGCGCCGCUGCCCUGUUCCCCGCCUUGCGCCUGCUGUUCAGGAACGAGCGCUUCCUUGCGCACGCUUCGUACGCUGCCCGUUCCGCCAGUCUCUUCCGCCUCGCCUGCCUUAG
Messenger RNA from Closterium sp. NIES-65, 936 nucleotides. NCBI's taxonomy places the organism in Eukaryota, Viridiplantae, Streptophyta, Zygnematophyceae, Desmidiales, Closteriaceae. The record is from the annotation of a GenBank genome assembly.